GUGAACCAAAUCCAAUGUAAUACAAUAUAGAACACACACUUCACUGGAAACGACACGUGACCUGUUUCCCACACACACCACAUUUCUCCUGAGGAGGACAAGGAUGGAGGGAUGGGUGCUACCUUUCCUUGUGUGCCUGCUCUGUGGAAGAGUCUCCAGCUCGGAGUAUGAGCUUGGCACUCACCCACGCUUCAUCUGCAGCCCCAUUCCCCCUGAUGCCCCCUGCAUCCCUUCCGAUAGCUCUAGUCACCAUGGCGGCCAUCACGGCGCCCGUCACAGUAGGCACCAAAACAGCCAUUACGGCGGCCACCACGGUGACUCCUGGUUGGGUGUGUCGGAUGAGGCCACGCCCACCAUCUUACAUCUGCGUGAGAGCUUAGUGCAGCAGAAGGAGACGAUUCUGGACCAGAGGGAGACGAUCCGCGAGCUCACCUCCAAGCUGGCACUCUGUCAGGGCUUCGGGCACGGCCUGGGUGGACACGAGCACGGACACAGCCCGUACACGCAUUACCACGGCAACGGAGAGCACACGGGCGACGAGACGAUGAGCCUGUCGCACUCGAGCUCUCCGGAGCAGAUGAGCCACAUGCUGACCACGUUAAAGGAGAGACUGGCAAACCUGCAGACGCACAACACGUCCACGGCGUACUCUGCCUCUCUGAAGGAGCUGCUGCGGAGGAAGAUCUCAGCCCUCGAACAGCGACUGCUGCAACACGCGACGUCCAUCACUGACGCCGACCACGAGCAUGAUGAUGACGAGGAUGACGGUGAUGUACACCACGAUGGGCAACGUGACGGAAACGACAAUCACCAUGACGACAGUCGUCAUGACAGUGAAACCGGUAGACACGAGAACCCGAGGUCAUCGCACCGCUCGCAGGAUCGCCGGAUGACCCGUGACGAGCUGGACAAAGUGCUGAAGCAGCUCACACACGGCGCCCGCUCGAACACAGGUCCGAGAAAGAGAAGUAAAUCUUCCAGAAGUUUCCAGAUUGGCUUCCCUAUGCGCACAAACUACAUGUAUGGGAGAGUGAAGCGAACAAUGACGCAAGAGAUUUACGCCAUGACGCUGUGUAUGUGGCUGAAGGGUGGAGCCUCAGGCAUAGGCACGCCCUUUUCCUACUCCGCCCCGGGACAAGCGAACGAACUGGUGCUGAUUGAGUGGGGAGACAAGCCGAUGGAACUGCUAAUCAAAGACACGGCAGUGAUAUUACCCCUCUCGCUGCAUGAUGGGAAAUGGCACCACGUGUGUGUGACGUGGUUGGCACAGGAUGGAGUAUGGGAGGUUUAUCAGGACGGAGCAAAGAGAGGAUCGGGGGAUAAUCUUAACGCCUGGCAACCCAUCAAGCCUGGAGGAGUUUUUAUUUUGGGACAGGAACAGGACUCACUUGGCGGACGUUUCGACGCCACUCAAGCUUUCGUUGGUGAAAUCUCAGACCUUCACCUCUGGUCUCACACACUCACACACCAUGACAUCUACAGUCUCGCCUCUUGCCGAGGUCACAUGACCGGUGAUGUCAUAAGCUGGGCAGAGUCGGUGGUAGAACUGCACGGUGGGGUCACCAAGUACCCAUUUGAUCCCUGUCAUUAAGGUUACUUACAUAUAAUAUAGAAAAGGAUUAGGAACAGAUGAAGUGAUGAUGAUGAUGGUGAUGAUGAUGAUGUGGGAAAAUCUGCUCUGAGAAAAGGAACACAACUGAAGAUAGACGCACCCAUAAAAUCCAGGAUGUGCUGCUAGAAAAAUGAAUGAUCAGCUUUAGUCUGGAAACAGAGACUCUGCCUCAUCACACCUCACUGUCACUGAUUCAUUUCCUUUAACAGCUUUUUUUUUUGUUUUGUUUUUUUGAAAGAUACAGCAACACCAAAGAAGCUAGUUAAAGCAUGAAUAAACUAUACAAUCUUUAAAUAGUAAAUAUUAGUCUAGGACAGCACUAGUUAGGGUGUAGGAACCAUCUCUAAUGCGUCUCCCUGCUCUGAUGUCUAGUGCACUAAUUAGUGCGAAAGCUUUUUUCGAAUGUGAUUAUUAAAGGCACGGUUACAAUAAAACGUAACAAGAGACAUUUGCUCUCUUUUGAUUGUUUUGUGUGUGUGUGUGUGUGUGUGUGUGUGUGUGUGUGUGUGUGUGUGUGUGUGAUUGUAUGUGCAAGCUAAUAAAACUGUACAAGUUGAGUGUAUUCUGUUCAACACGUGUUGUGAUGUUGAAAAUAAACAGCAGGGGGCGACAGAGCGACUGGACUGAGCUAAAAACUGAAAGAAAGAAAAAGAAAGAAAGGAUGGAGCCACGAUUAUAAUGUUGUCUUGAACUUUAUUGUCUGGCAAACAAUACACAUUUGUAACCUUGUGUUGUUUCUUUGCUACAUUAAGAGAUGAUCUCCUGUUUAUUACAUCAUUCAGUCAAAAAAAAAAAAAGUAUAAUAAUAAUAAUACUA
Messenger RNA from Tachysurus fulvidraco (yellow catfish), 2429 nucleotides. Its product is annotated as neuronal pentraxin-2. Lineage: Eukaryota; Metazoa; Chordata; Actinopteri; Siluriformes; Bagridae. The transcript has 5 exons. The record is from RefSeq and is a predicted model, not a curated record. Bases 104 to 1591 code for a protein of 495 amino acids.